CGCCCGCCCGAGUUACUUCCCCGCCACCGCCCUCUGCUCCUCUGAUCUCUAUCCCUCUCCCCAAAUUCGACGCCGAGGCCCUCCCUGAGGCUCCCUCGCCUUCGUCCAGGCGUAGAGGAAUCUGAAGCCGAAGGGACACCUCCUUUCUCCAAUUCCCUUGGAGAAGGAGAGGAUCCACGGUUCUGGUCAUGUCCGUCGCUCUUCCCUCUUUCUUGCCUCCUCAAACUGGCGGGAAUUAGCGGGGUCCGCCGUCACUGCCUUCAUUCUCUCUAGAGGGCUAUCGGACGAAACGAUGCUGUUCCAGGUCGGUGGCCAGGGGACUCGGCCCACCUUUUUCGAGAUGGCCGCUACGCAGCAGCUCCCCUCCAGUCUCCGGGCUGCUCUCGCUUACUCCAUCGGGGUGCUGGCUCAGAGACAGCCGGUUUUACACAAGGUGUUGGACUACGAGGACGAGUUCUUCGCAUUGUUGAUGUUGGUUCUUGAUACCCACAGUUUGCGGACCACAGAUGCUUCUUUCGCCGAGUCGUUGUAUGGUUUGCGCAGAAAGGCUGUGAAGAUAUCGACCAGGGGAAAAGAUGUUUUGCCUGUUGGUUCGCGCGAUGGAGUUAAACAUGCUGGACUUGAAAGACACCAAAAAGUUCUUUCCCUCGCAUUUCUGGUUGUUCUACCAUAUGUGAAGUCAAAGUUGCAUCUAGUGUAUACAAGACAAAGGAAUGCAUCACUUCAAGCCACGCUAUGGGGGCAAGGUGAUGUAGGUGCGGAUGAUGUGGAUCAUCUUCUGCAAGAACAGUUUCACCUUGAAACUGAAAAUGUAGACUCAGGACAUUCAGAUUCAGUAAGCGGGGUCACCAGGUUGAAAAAAAUUGUGGCUUCCCUAUAUCCAUGGUUACAUGCAGUCAAUGAAGGCUUCUCAUUUGCUUAUCAACUAUUAUAUCUGUUGGAUGCCACUGGCUUCUACACGCCUGCGCUGCAUAUACUUGGUAUUCAUGUGUGUCGCGCAACAGGCCAGGAACUGAUGGAUUCAUCUUCAAGAAUUGCAAGAAGCAGAACUAACGAGUAUCAAAGGCUACGUGGUCCUGCUUGGCUCAAGACUAUCCAGAAAAUAGUGCUUUCCUCUGUAUAUGCUGCCCUGGAUUACGCUCAGACUGGACUAAUAGCCUCUGUGUUCUUUUUCAAAAUGAUGGAAUGGUGGUACCAGUCUGCUGAAGAGAGAAUGUCUGCUCCAACUGUGUAUCCUCCUCCGCCACCACCACCACCACCAAAGGUUGCCGAAGGAGGGAUUUCCUUGCCACCAGAUAGGUCUCUGUGUCCUUUGUGCACACAGAAGCGCGCAAAUCCAUCUGUAGUUUCAGUCUCAGGGUUUGUCUUCUGCUAUGCAUGCAUAUUUAAGUACGUUUCCCAGUAUAAGCGAUGUCCCAUUACGUUGAUGCCCGUGAAUAUUGAUCAGAUAAGGAGGCUCUUUCAUGACGCCUAGAAAUUGUGUAGAUGGUACGAGUCGAAGCAGAGCAUGCUGAUCCUAGGGCAGGUUCCUUUGUGGGCCUCCCAAACACUCAUUUAGCUAUAUUCAUUAGCACGUGCCAAUGAAAUUCUUCCAAUAUUUCCUUAUUUUAUACCGGGGAAAUGUGAUGUGAUAUAUUGGUUUCAAAUUUUGUUCCCCGACUUAACAAAAAGCAUGAGUUUAACAUGCACUGAAAGUAAGCAACUCGUGGCCUUUA
Molecule: messenger RNA, 1715 nt
Organism: Nymphaea colorata (pocket water lily)
Lineage: Eukaryota; Viridiplantae; Streptophyta; Magnoliopsida; Nymphaeales; Nymphaeaceae
Product: peroxisome biogenesis protein 12
Exons: 10
Coding region: 293-1474 (393 amino acids)
Biological process (GO): protein monoubiquitination; protein import into peroxisome matrix
Cellular component (GO): peroxisomal importomer complex; peroxisomal membrane
Molecular function (GO): ubiquitin-protein transferase activity; zinc ion binding; protein binding
Source: RefSeq, a predicted model, not a curated record